GUCCCCUCUCGGCCACCGUCCCCUCCUCCGUGCGUCGCCGGGUGGGGCGGGGCGGCGCGGGGGGGGUGGGAAGAUGGCGGAGGCUUCCCCGCAGCCGGGCCGCUUCUUCUGCCACUGCUGUUCGGCCGAGAUCGCUCCGCGCCUGCCCGACUACAUUUGCCCACGGUGUGAAUCUGGUUUUAUUGAAGAACUUCCUGAAGAGCCAAGGAACACCGAGAAUGAAACUAGCUCCUCUGCAUCAACCAGUGAUCAGAACAGGCAUCCUUUUGAGAACGUGGAUCAGCACUUAUUCACUUUGCCUCAGGGCUACGGCCAGUUUGCCUUUGGGAUAUUUGAUGACGGCUUUGAGAUUCCAUUUGGGUCCAAUGUGCAGUCAGAAGACAACAGAGACUCUGAGAACCGGCGGGAGCGAGAGCAUCAGUCCCGGCACCGAUACGGAGCCAGGCAGCCCAGGGCUCGCCUCGCCACACGGCGUGCUGCUGGCAGGCACGAGGGGGUUCCCACACUGGAGGGAAUCAUUCAGCAGCUGGUCAAUGGUAUUAUUGCACCUACAACAAUACCAAACUUAGGACUCGGUCCUUGGGGGGUCUUGCAUUCAAAUCCAAUGGACUAUGCCUGGGGUGCUAAUGGUCUGGAUGCAAUUAUUACACAGUUACUAAAUCAGUUUGAAAACACUGGACCACCGCCAGCAGACAAAGAAAAGAUCCAGGCCCUCCCCACCGUACAGAUCACACAGGAACACGUAGAUUCUGGGUUAGAGUGCCCUGUGUGUAAAGAAGACUAUACAGUUGGGGAAAAUGUCCGACAGUUACCUUGCAAUCACCUAUUCCACAACAGCUGCAUAGUCCCGUGGCUGGAACAGCAUGACACGUGUCCUGUGUGCCGGAAGAGCCUCAGUGGACAAAACACUGCUACAAACCCCCCUGGACUCACAGGGAUGAACUUCUCAUCCUCCUCCUCCUCCUCCUCUUCCAGCUCACCAAGUAACGAGAACUCAUCGAACAACUCAUGAAUCUUAAUCCAACCCUCUGUCCCUGGGGCCCUGUCCAUUGUCCUUCUUCCCUCCCCAGCCAACAUAAGCAGCAAAAGGGGCUUCCAGAGCAGAGCAAGGGGAGGGGGUAGCAAGAGGGAAGCAGCACCCCCAGAAUUCCCUUUUGAGUUCUGAAGACGCGGAGACUCUGGAUCCUUCAGAGAUGAGAAGCCUCAAGUUCUGUCAUGGGGAAAGAGCUCUGUCUGUUAAUAAAAUUCAUCCAUUUGCCACGUGGACUUUUAACAAUUGCAGUGAAAGGCUGCAGUGCUCCACAGAUGGGGAAACCUGAGGCACUGAGCUAAUGGUUGCAAUUCUGAAUGGAAAGGUUGCUUGUAAGAUUUUGAAUUCGAGAUUCCUUUUUCUUUUUUUUUUAAUUGCUUUUCCUCCUUCUCCUCCUCCCCUUAGAUACUAUCUCUUCUGCUUUGGAGAUUGAAAUCUUAAAAAUGAGAGCAUAAUGAUACUGCCUCCCUCUCGGGAUCUUCAGCUGGGGAGGGCAAAUAGUUGUCACUGAGAAAACGAACUCUUGAAACAGACCCCGUUAUCCUUCCCCCCCCCCCUCCGCCAUCUCAAGUCCCAUUUAUUUUUCUUUACAACCUUGCCCUUCCGAUAACUCGACACCGAAAGGGUUUUUAUAAUUUUAAAUUAUUACUGCUGUUGAAAUAAAUGGACGUUUCAGCUCCA
This is a messenger RNA of Numida meleagris (helmeted guineafowl), 1711 nucleotides long. It is a transcript of the gene RNF126, whose product is annotated as ring finger protein 126. The coding region runs from base 74 to 1012 and encodes 312 amino acids. The record is from RefSeq and is a predicted model, not a curated record. Gene Ontology annotation, cellular component: cytoplasm. Gene Ontology annotation, biological process: protein ubiquitination. Gene Ontology annotation, molecular function: ubiquitin protein ligase activity. NCBI's taxonomy places the organism in Eukaryota, Metazoa, Chordata, Aves, Galliformes, Numididae. The transcript is spliced from 9 exons.